UGCCGGGACGCCUCCGCCGAGCAGCUCGGCUGCUUCUCGUAGUUCCUACAGCCAGAGCGGGAUUAUUUUGAUCAUCCAGUCGGAGUUCCCGCAGAACGCGGACCAGAGACCUUUCCGGCUGACGUCCGCGACACACAGCCGCAGGACCCGAUGGGGGGCGGAUACAUAACCACUCUUCUGCUGCUGCUCUGUAUUUCCGGCCUGAUCUACCUCCUUGUGCGCAGACCAAGGUCCCGAGGAAGCCACCUUCCCCCCGGCCCCACUCCCCUGCCUUUCCUGGGCAACGCACUACAGCUUAAAGCUGAGGGGAUGGUGAAUUCGCUCAGGGAGCUCCGGGACAAGUACGGCCCAGUCUUCACGGUUCAUCUGGGCCCCCGGCGGGUCGUGGUCCUGUGGGGGUACGAGGCCGUGAAGGAGGCCCUCGAGGAUCGAGCCGACGAGUUCAGCGGGAGAGGGAGGCUGGCGGCCUUCGAGGAAGUUGUCCAGGGGUUUGGGCUGCUCUUCGCCAACGGGGAGCGGUGGCGGCAGCUACGCCGGUUCUCCCUCGCUGCGCUGCAGGACUUCGGCCCGGGGCAGCGGAGCGUGGAGGAGCGGAUCCAGGAGGAGGCCCAGCGCCUGGUGGAGGAGUUCAGGAAAACCAAGGGUUCGCCCUUCGACCCCACCUUCUUCCUGAGCCGCUCGGCCUCCAGCGUCAUCUGCUCCAUCGUCUUCGGCCAGCGCUUCGAUUACGCGGACGAGAGCUUCCUCGACGUGCUGGCCAAGACUAACCAGGUCUUUGUGCGGCUGAGCUCCACCUGGGGACAGCUCUACGAGAUGUUUUCCUGGGUCAUGCGCUUCCUUCCGGGAGCCCACAAACAGAUCUUCCGAGACCUGGAGGACAUCAACAGCUUCAUCUUGGAGAGGAUCAAAGUGAACCAGGCAUCUCUGGACCGUGAGAACCCGCGGGAUUUCAUCGACUGCUUCCUCCUCCAGAUGGAAAAGGAAAUUCUGAACCCCGCCACGGAAUUCCACCUCAGGAACUUGGUCCUGACGGUGUUCAACCUGUUCUUCGUUGGCACCGAGCUCGUCAGCUCCACCCUGCGCUACGGACUCCUGGUCCUGCUGAAACACCCGGAGGUAGAAGAGAAGAUGACCCAGGAGAUCGACCGAGUGAUCGGGCGUAGCCGCAUGCCGGCGGUGGAGGACCGGAGCCGCAUGCCCUACACCGACGCCGUCAUUCAUGAGAUCCAGAGGUUCAGCGACGUUAUUCCCAUGAACCUCCCGCACGCCCUGACCCGGGACACCCACUUCAGGGGAUACGCCAUUCCCAAGGGCACGGAGGUGUUCCCGGUGCUGAGCUCUGUCCUGCGGGACCCCGGCCGCUUCAGGGACCCCGAGAGAUUCGACCCCGGGCGCUUCCUUGACGAGCAGGGUCGCCUCAAGGCGAACGAGGCCUUCAUGCCGUUCUCCACAGGGAAGCGAAGCUGCGUGGGCCAGGAGCUGGCCAGAAUGGAGCUGUUCAUCUUCCUGACCGCCAUCCUGCAGAACUUCACCCUAAAGUCCCCCGUGCCCCCGCGAGACAUCGACCUCACGCCGCGCGGUGGCGGCUUUGCCCACGUACCUCCCUGCUACCAGCUCUGCGCGGUGCCGCGCGGCGGAGGGAGCCACGCGGAGGAGGAGCCGCCCAAAGAUCGUCCGCAGGGGACAGCGGGGGCCUCGAAAGGGCCAAAGCCAGCAACGUAAAGACAGACUCGCCGCUUCUUGGACUUGAGUUGCCGGCCAAAAUGCAGGGCCUGGGGGGCUGUUCCCGUGGGGAGGAGCAGUGGGAGAGAGGAAUCCGGUCGUUCUUCGAUGCUCCGUUUAUUUGCAAAGUACCAAGCCCUGUCUCCCCGAACACAGGAGGAAUCAAACAACGGGGGCGGGGGGGGGGGGGAGGGAGGUUUCUUCGCUCAGGGUUACAGCUCUCCCCUUCCCCAGGGCGCCGCCCCGUUCCAGCCAGGGUCCCCCCCGUUCCGGCCCCAAGACUGGAGACGCUCUGUCCCCCUGCCACAGCCCCAGGCCACAGCGGGGAGUGAGAGCACCUCCAGUCCCAGGGCCGCAGCGGGGGGCCGGGUGCUGGGGCUUCCUCUGCCGGGGACAGGGCCGGGGGGCGCCGGGGGCUUCCCUCACUGCCGUGCCUGCCCGGCGCUGUCUCUGGGGACCAGGGUCGGGGCCUGGGGGCUUUCCCUGCUCAGCCAGGGCUCUGGCCCCCCAAAUGGCCGGGGCCCCUGGGCAGGGGCCCCAGAGGCCCAGUGGCUUAUCCGCCUUUGCUUCCCCCCAUCCACUAGGCCAGCAACCCUACCAAAGAAGCAAAUUAGACAGAGGUUAAUGGGGUUACAACCACUCUGACCCUCAACCCAGCUCAUUUUGCUUAGCACCCAGCAGGCCUCUGAUCGAUAUCAAACCUUCCCUCUCUUCCACACGCCCCAGCCUGCGACUCCGCGGGGGAGAGAAUU
Malaclemys terrapin pileata is the source of this 2474-nucleotide messenger RNA. Its product is annotated as cytochrome P450 2G1-like. Gene Ontology annotation, molecular function: heme binding; iron ion binding; oxidoreductase activity, acting on paired donors, with incorporation or reduction of molecular oxygen, reduced flavin or flavoprotein as one donor, and incorporation of one atom of oxygen. The transcript has 9 exons. Bases 151 to 1722 code for a protein of 523 amino acids. Lineage: Eukaryota; Metazoa; Chordata; Testudines; Emydidae. Gene Ontology annotation, biological process: xenobiotic metabolic process. The record is from RefSeq and is a predicted model, not a curated record. Gene Ontology annotation, cellular component: cytoplasm; intracellular membrane-bounded organelle.